AAAACAUAUGUCAGUUUGACAAUAUGACACUGCUCUUGGUGCUUCGUGUCUCAUCCAUAUUCUGCGCGUUGGCGCUUCGACCACAUCAUGACCCUGAGACCGACAUCCCUGACCCUGUGCUAAAGCCCGAGAACCAGGAAACCGGGUUGGAAAAAUCAGCAGAGCUGGCAGAAGCGAAUGAGACCGACAACACCGACAAGACCAUGGCGACCAAUGCGACCAAUGCGACCAAUGCGAGCAAUGGGACCCAGACCGAGCAGCACCCGAACCUUGCCGACAUGCCCAUGCCCAACCUUAUCGAUCGACUUCAAGAAGACAAGUACAGUUGGGCGCACGUUGCCACUGCGCUGAUCAUGGUGGCUUGUUCAGCUGUCAUGUUCGUUUCGGGCGAUCUUUUUGCUUGCUUGAAGGCGCCUGCUGCCAGCGAACAACAGAAAACGGUUGAGGAUGGUGAAGAGGCAGAUGAAGAGGAUGGUGAAGCCGACACUCGAGGUACCCAGAUGUUGCCGGCCGAGGAGAAGUCAGAUCAGCCAGUCAGAUGGUUCACAAAGGCACUGCGGAAAGGCAAGCUGUCAGCGGAAUGUGGCUGUUUGACUCUUCGAUUCGAGAAUGAGUACACCGAGAAGGUAUGGACGCUGGACAGUUUGCCCAAGAACAUGCAGCGUGGUGCGGCUUUAAUGGCGGGCAUGGCCAUUGGCCUGUUGGCGAAUCGUGUGUUCUAUUUCUACGAAUACUUCACGUGCGAAGACCUGCACGACCAAAAGUAUGAAGGUUACUACUCUCUGAACGUGGAUCUGUGCUUCUCACUCUGUCUUCUCGGGGUGAUGGCAGCUUCGUUGCUCUUGACCUGGACAUUGGGGGACAGCAAGCCGCGGCAAGAGUUGAGCACGGCCCAUGUUGCCAGUUAUUGGUGUCUGAUGUUGUUCCUGUGGGGCGCCUUCCUGGCCACAACUGUUCCUCCAUUGAAGAUGACCUGUGAGCAGCUUGAAGAUGUUGGUGGCAUCAUCCCCGAUUCAAAGAGCAUCUGUGAGGGGCUCUGGCGCAUUCCUGCCCUAAAGCUUGACUGCACUUUACAAGGGCACACAGCUUGCCAGAUCUUCAUGCUGUUCCUCCUUUCUUUGCCUUUUGCGCUGCCACAGCUCUAUCACCAGUACUUAGCCUUAGUCUGGCUUCUCAUCUAUGGGGGUGCCACUUAUGCCUAUGGGGCACUGAAUCACUUGGGCAUAGAGGCGGAAAAAAGGCAGAACAAAGACAUGAUGCUGCACCUGAGCUUGCUGAUCCUUGCCUUGGGCAUUGGCUACUCAAGGAAGUUCUCCUUGGAAAAGUCUAUGCGAAAACACUUUGUUUGCCAGCUGAAGCAGCGUCAAGCAAUGGCACCUUUGUACUUAAUGUUCAAAGAGAUGGUGCCCGAGUACGUCAUUCCCAGGAUGCUCAACAAAGAGGUGAUAGCAGACCCACGCAGCACAGUCACGGUUCUCUUUGUGCUCAUUGACAACUUCGGUGACUACACCAGGGAGAAGCAAAAUCCGCAGAGCUCGCUGAAGUUCCUCAAUGCCUGCUUUGACAAGAUGGAUACUAUCUGUGCCAAGUACAAGGUGACGAAAAUUGAGACAGUGCAAGAGGAAUAUGUUGCUUGCGUUGGUGUCACCAUGGAAGAGCAAAACAUUGAUCACAAGGUGCUUCUAAGCAAGCUGCUGAAGGCUGCUGCAGAGAUCUUGGCCGUGAAAGAGGUAGAAGUGGAAGGAGGUCAGAAGGUGGCUGUAAGCUUCAAAAUGGGCAUGCACACAGGCUCCAUUGUGGCCGGUGUCACUGGCUCAAAACUGCCACGAUUCCGUCUCUUCGGGGAUACCAUCAACACAUCGGCCCGGAUGAUGCAGAAAGGCCAGCCGGGAACAGUUCAAUUUGGUGAAGCAACCAUGAACUAUGUGGAUGCAGACAAGGUGGUGGACAACAGUACUCGGCCAAACAAUGGCAUAGUCACGAUGAAGGGAAAGGGAGAUGUACAAACCUGGGUAUUGAACACAAAGGUUGCAGCAGAGGAGGGAGGAGUAAAGCCCGAUGAAAAGAGGAAGUCGGCAUUGUCGCAGAUGGUCAUGGGACAGUCGGUAGAGGAGACCCACGACGAUGAGUUUGAUCAGAUGAUGGACAAACAGCUCGCAGAAGAUGAGAGUGCAUUUAGUGCGAAAGAGGAAGCUGCGUGGCUUUGUUGGUUUCACGAGAACAACAUGGGAGCAUUUGCCUUGCGGAUGAAUUUCCUGACCUUUGUUUUCUCAUGUGUGACGCUGGUCGAAGUCUUUCACAUGGAGCACAUCAGGGCGUUCAGCGAACUCAGCAACAGUUCUUUGGAGAAGGCGGCCAUGAAACAUGACGUGUUGGGAAAAGUGCCUCCGAAAUGGCGACUCUUCUCAUUUCUGUUCUUCAGACUUGCUGCGUUUCUGAUCUGCUUGGUAUGGUCUAUCCUGGCCAAUUCUGGGUCUCUGUGGCUUCGACCCCCUGUCCCGGACUUUGGGAAACUGAACCGGCGGCAAUGCGUGGAAGCAGGGAGGCAGAGACGCCAGGUCCAGGUUGCAUUGGUCGUCUCCAAGGCGGUCAUUUGCAUUCUCGUGUGGCUCUCUUACAAUGUACUGAUCCUGGAGAGGAGGCAUCAAAGCUACUCCACAAUGCACCGACUGGACUACUACAACCAGCAAUUCUCGCUGGUCUUCAUGAUGGCUUUCUUUGUCAUCAUCAAUGGGCAGGUGGUCUUGGGAUUUUCCUCCUUAACCUUUGUGGUGCUUGCCAUUGCAUUCAUGGCGAUAGAGGACAGGACUCCGCUUUAUGUCUCCAUGACCGGCAGGGUGGUCUUUGUGGGUGUCGCUAUCUUGGGCAGCAUUCUGGCAUACGAGGGCGAACGAACCAGCAGAGCCAGCUUCAGAUCCAAGGUGAAGGUUGAAAAGACUGAAUCUCGCAUUGAAGAUGUUUUAACGACCCUGAUGCCCAAAGAAGUUCUCAAGGAGUGGCGUGAUUUGGCGGCAAUCAGAGGUGUUGUCAAAAGUGCAAAUCCUGGGACGCAUCCUGUGCACGUGUACAAGCACGCCACCGUCACCCAGUCAGAUCUCUGCGGCUUCACGCAGCUCUCGUCGGGGAGGUCGCCAUUUGAGGUGGUGAGCUUCAUGGGAGAACUCUUUGGAAGGUUUGAUGUUCUGGCGCAAGAGUUCAAUAUCUACAAGGUCGAAACUGUGGGAGACGCUUACAUAGCUGGAAUGGCUGAGCCAUAUUUGACUGACCAACACUCUGCAGUGAGAGUGGUGGAAUUUGGCCUGGCCAUGAUCAAGGCCACAGCAAAAUGGUCUGAAAGGCUGCGACAGAGAGGUGAGGCCUACAAAGAUGCAAACGUCCGGUGUCGAGUUGGUGUGCAUCAUGGUGAAUGUGUAGGUGGCAUCGUGGGCACUGGCAUGAUGCGGUACCACCUCUUUGGUGAGUUUAUGAGUAUUGUGGACAUCCUCGAAGCGACGUCAAAAGAAGGCGUUUGCCAAAUCAGCGAUGCUUGCAGGAAGCAGAUUGAAAGCGAGGGCGGCUUCUCAAACUCCAUACAGUUUGAAGAGCGCAAAGAUGAACUAAAGACGUCGAAGGGGGAAGUGCACGGCACGGACGAAGUUGGUCUCUUGACGCAACAAGAUGUGACUGGUGUGGAACGACGUUCCUCGUGUACCCUGCCGGAGGGCCUGGGCAUUGCAAUGGUUGAGGAAAGAAUUUGGGAAAGCGAAAGAUGUGUGCGAAACUUGGAAGAAGGCUUGUCUGAGCUGCAAAAGAAGGAGCCCAAAAUGAUGAAUCUGCGAGCGCAAGAGGCUUGCAGACAAGCGCUGAUCGCAUCCCUUGUGAUUCUUCAAGCUGCGGCUGCGGCUGAGAAUCUGGACGCAACUCCCGAGGGGAGCAAAGCGACCCAGAUUCGCCCAUGGUACAGAGUUUAUGAGAGCAACCUGAAGAACAUGAUAUUCUUCGCUUUGAGCUUCAUCGUUGUUGCUGGAUUCCUUGGAGACAAGUACUACGAAUAUGUCCGGCACAAGAAGCGCGAUCGAGAUAAGACAAAGAAGGAGGACAAGGGAAGCAAACAGGAGAUGUGGGCAGAUCCCGAUCGCCAGGCAGUCUUAACGGAAGCAGUCCGACAAGUGGUCCAAAGAAAGACCCCAGAGCCAAGCGCCUAAGCGAAAUCAGCGAAGAAACCUGCCACCGCGACAUCGCCACGGUGGGGCCAUGGCAGAAACGGCAGCGUUGCCGGCGACGCCACAGCGCCACGAGAUCAGCUGACGCUAGCGGCGUGCAAAA
Cladocopium goreaui is the source of this 4305-nucleotide messenger RNA. NCBI's taxonomy places the organism in Eukaryota, Dinophyceae, Suessiales, Symbiodiniaceae. The record is from the annotation of a GenBank genome assembly.